AUGAAGGACUUUGCUCUGUCGCUGCUGAGCCGAGGGUGUGGCCAUGUGGUCCAGACACAGGUGGACAGCCAGGGUGGGAGGAUCGAGGUCUGCUUUGAACCUGAGGACUACUUUAACUGGAAAUCCAGUCAGCCAGUGCUCCGCUUGUCCGACAGCGGAAGGAUACGAUGUGGGGUAGAGCCUGCACCUCCAAAAACCUACAGCACCAGGAGGGGGCCACUUUUGCUGUACUCUGCCGACAUGGCCCUGCCUUGCAAGCCGGAAGACGCAAGCAGGAAGAGGCGUGGCUACCAGAAUUCUGUACAGCAAGUGGAACUUCAACUCCGCACACUGACUGGGGCCAUCUUGGCUUAUGACAAAAAGCAGACACAGGAUGCCAGUAAUGUUAUAGAUGCUCAACCAUCCCUGCCUUUCCCUAUGCCUCCCCCUGUCACUCAACUGAGCCAAACCUGGUACCCCCCAACCUCACCAUGUGACCCCAAAGAGCCUGCAGGUGUAUUCUAUGACCACUCAAAGGAACAGCCUCUCGCUCCAAAUCCCAGCCCAUGUGAUUGUGAGGAUGAAACAGUCUUCCUCCUCCACCCGAGACCCUACACAGUACCUCGAGGCCCCCUUCCUCCUAUUCCUGAGGGCAUAGUCAAGAACUGGGGCGACACAGGUGCUCAUGGGAAAUGUAGUGCUACUGAAGCUGGGGAAGUUGGAGAGAGGCCUCGCCCUCUGAAGACAGCCUUUGUGGACUCGUCCUGGAGUUGCAGUCGCCUCUCUCAUGUCACCUACUAUGGGGGUCACCUUAGUGGUGGCCGGCUAGGAAUCAGCUGUGUGGACCGGAAAGUUGCUGACCCUGACAUCCCCUUUCCCACCCUGCACUUCCCCCCUGUGCCAUCCGGACCCCUGCUCAAGUCAACACCACUUAUUUGGUCUGGCCCAGAUAAAGGGUGCACAGGAGGGCUAGAAAAGCAGGGUGGGGCAGUGCGCCUGCCUCCUCUGUGUGAGUCUAAUAGCAGCACAGGGGCCACUGGCCUCACACGUCCACAUAGUCCAGGGGCCCCUGCCCUCAGACCUCCACAAAGCACCGAGGACCCUCGCCACGGUCGUCCGCAGAGAGAACUGCACAGGAAGAUGCUACUGCUGCCACUGCUUGAACAUACUCAGAGUCAGAAGGCUGAUGUGCUGAAGCAACAUGGUGGUUCCCAUGAUAUCCCAGCUGCGGAUGGAAAGCGGGGUUUCUGUGAAGAAUUUGGACAGGAUAAAGAGAUUGUUAAGACUGGACAUACCAACAGGCGACCUAGUCCCACUCCAGCCGUUGAGCCCAAAAACAGUGAGUCCGAGCCCACAAACAGAGAGUCCAGUCCCACUUCAAUCAUUGAACCCAAAAGCAGGGGGUCCAGUCCUACUUCAACCACUGAACCCGAAAGCAGAGGGUCCAGUUCCACUUCAACCAUCGAAGCCAAAAACGGAAUGUCCAGUCCCAUGCCUGCCAUUCAUCCCAAAAACAGAGUAUCCAGUCCCAUACCUGUCAUCCGUCCCAAAGGGGUCAACUUAGACGGUCUUGGCCUGCUGGAACCAGGGAAAGAGGACAUCUCCCCCCUGGGCAUGCUUCCUUCUCUGGGCGGACGAAAGGGUCCUGGGAAGCAGAGCUCCAUGGCCAUCUUCAGACAGGAUCUCUCUGGUCCCCAAGACUGUGACCCUGACGACCUUCAGACGGCAGUUGUCCGUGGGAUACUUCCAGUGGAACUGAGAGAGUGGCAGAACGUGGGUACCGUCAUCAUGGGCCCUGAUGGCGAGAUCAUACAACUCUCCUUCUGGGGUUCUGCUGCUGACACCAAUGACCAGAAGCUACUUGAUGACAUCGCUAGAGGACAAGCGCUCAAUGCCUCAGAACUGAUGCAGGACCAACCCUGGGCCCUUCUACUGCAGGCCAACGGAGGAACCUUUGUCAGUGAUUCUUUUGGUGGCCAAGCCUAUAUGAACCAAUCUGCCCUGAACAAACAGGAUGGCUUUGGGAGAGAAUUCCCUUAUGGUCAACAGGGGGCAGAAGAGAGUCAGGGCUUAUACCCAAUCAGUGAGGACCAAUGCUCCCUCCCUAAGAGGCCCAGAGGAAUGGGCACUGGUUCUGAGUUCUCCUAUCACAACACAGACCUGGAGAGUGAGGAAGGGAUGGAGGGAACAUGGGAUCAUCAGGCUGGGCCACUGGGCCUGGGUCAGAAACGCUCAAAGGGACUAUUGGGGAGAGGAGAGGAGGCCUCCAGUACUCACCCCUCAGCAUCAGCACUGUAUACUGGUGGAGGGAACACAACAGGAGGCUUUUUGUCCAAUAAGCAGUCUGCUGAAACCACAGCUGGAGCCAUGAGUGGAGGGAGAAGUCAGUCUGGUCAAGACCUUGGUAAAACAAGUAUGGAUGCAGAUGCUAAAAAGGCCAAGAGGAAUAGAAUGGAGCAACAGGAAGAAGGUGACAUCAGAAACUGGAAAGUGGCAGAAGGGGAGGACCCAUUCGGCGAGAUGUUGACUGAGGCUGAAAGGAAAGCAAAAGGAAUGAAAGAGCGAUCACAAAAUGUUUCAAGUUCACAGGCAAAGGAAAAAAGGAGGGGAAAGCAACGUGCUCCGUUUGUUGUCGGAAAUGUGCGGGAGAAUGCAUUGGAGAGACUGGCAGAGGAUAGGAAAGACAGGUCACCAGGUGUACGUAAUAAGCUAGACGGGGUGACCCCUGAUGGAGUAGAGAAGGACAAGGAUCGAGUGAAGCUACGUGGGGCUUCCAGCUCAACAUUUGGGGGAAGCCAGAAUGGUGGUGACUCACCAGGGGGGAAGUCAAACACCCAUGUAUCACGAAGAAACAGGGCGCUGGGCUCUGGUAGACUGAGCUCUUCUGAGCUUCUGGAUGAUUCUGCCUGCUGUGACCUUCCUGAUACCCCGACCGCCUCCACAAAUAAGAGCCAGUCAUCUGCUGCUUCCAAGAUGAGGGACCAAUCAUCAGCUGCUUCCAUGAUGAAGGGCCAAACACCUGCUACCUCCAUGAGAAACAGCCAAUCACCUGCUUUUUCCAUGAUGAAGAGCCAAUCACCUACUCUCUCUUUAACUGAGAGCCAAUUGCUUCUCAAGGGAGGCAAAAGAGAGGCAUCUCAUGUGAACCUUGUCAACUUGGGUGGAAACAGUAAUACAAUGAGUGAUGGCAGCAGGAGAGAGAGCGGAGCCCACAAGGAGAUGCUGGGGGCAAGGCGGGUUUCCCGGGCAGAGCAGCGCAGGAUAGAGGUGGAGAGGAAGAGGACCGAGAAAGAAGAGCAGAGGAAGAGGCUACAAGAGAAAGAGGAGAAAGAGGAGCGCAUGAGGCAGGAGUUACAGAAGGAGCACGAGCACCGUGCUGAGGAGCUCAGGCUCAAGAAAGUGCAGGAGCAGAUGGAGCUCCAACAGCAUGAGGAACGUGAGAAGGAGCAUGUGAGAAAGGAGCAGGCCGAGAGAGAAAAGGAGAAAAGAAGACAGGAAGAAAAGAAACGACAAAUGGAGCGCUUCCUGAAAAUUAGGCGGCAGGAGGAAGAGCAUAGAGCAGCGGAGCUACAGCGCCUCCAUGUGGAGGAAAAGGAGCGCAUGGAGGAAGAAAGGAGGAAGCUGGAGGAGAUGGAUGAGGAUGAGAGGCAGGAGUACCUGGUACAACGUCAGAAGGAGGAGGAGGAAAGGAGGAGAGAGGCUGAAGAGAGGAAUGGGAAGGAAGGGGAAGCAGCGAUUAUCAGACAUGAGGCAAUGUUGCAGCUUGCCAGACAGAGGGCAGCCCUGGAGCAGAAGCUGAAGUUCCGGCGGGCCUUGAAAGCGGAGGCAGGGGCUCUGGAGCUGGCACAGAGCGUAUCACGCCCCUGGGUUUAUUCAUACUACAGACUUUUAAAGAUCUUGGGGGUCCAUGACAUCCCUCCAGCCCCAGAAGACUCAGCCGAUGACUGAAGGGCUGAGCUUUCAUCCUGUACCUGUCCUUGACAACAUGGUUGGGCUUACGGGUUUCACUUGUAAAAACUCUGGGAAAUGCUGAGGGCAAUUUUGUACUGCCCUGCAAGGCUGGCAGCCAGUUUGUACCGGCGUGACCAAGAUUCGAUAUUUCACCGGAGGCCAUGUCUCUCCAUUGAACCAGUAGUGCAGUAGUGAGGAUAAGGAAUUCACAGAAUUAAUUAAGCUUUCACACAUUAAUUCAUGGUCACUUUAUAUUACACUGAGCACACGUAGGUCUUAUGAUAAGUUUGAAUCCCAGCCAAGGGCCUUUCUGUGUAGCCUUUGCAUGUACUCCCUGUAUCUGCAUAGGUUUCCUCCAGAUACACCAGCUUCCUUCCACAAUCCAAAGACAUGCAGGUUACUACCACUGUGUGAUUCACCUGUCAAACAUAAGCACACCCAAGAUAACAUUUUACCAGACCGCCAAGCUCUCCCAAAAUGAAGAAGAUGAUGAUGAUAUGACAUAUCAGCAAGACUUCCUCAGGCUUUUCCAAUAUACCAUAAACAAUGGCACAUGCAAUUGCAAAAUGAGAUCAUAGACACACUGGCCAAUUUGGAGCUUCAGGAUAGUAAGAGAAAAUAUGACCAUGCAGACCCAGCAGCAUUCUGCAUGAAGUGAUGGGACAUAAUUAUGAGAUUUGCCUCAAUUUCAGUACCUGAGGAGCACCUGAUUGGUUGACUUAAUCUGAACCAAUGCUUUCGCUCAUUAAAAAACAGAUGAGACCAUGGUGAAGGGGAUUACAGCACUGACAGCAUCAUCAGCCAGUGCUAAGAUGGUGUAGAUGCCAAGAGCAGGGUUAGGAAAAUGGUUCAGUCACUACUUUGGAAAAACCUUGUCUCUUAGAUUCCGUAUAUCCAUUACUAUAACCAUCAGUUACACCUGACAGCAGUACAUGUAUUUCAAGCAGAAUGUUAUGCCAAGUAUCUGCAUGCUUUUUUCUCAGACAUUAGGUCAACAAUAAAUGCAAAUGUAUAAUCUUUUAAAAAUGAUUAGACAUUCGACAGACUAGCUGUCACCAAGUGCCUCAUGGAAAGGGCCAUCCUGCCUCUGAGGAUAGUGGCGCACCAAUGGCCUGAUGAUAUAGCCAAAAUUACAUGAUUUCUUUAGAACAGGCAGCUUUCUUCAAGAUGCUUGGUAUCUUUUAACAAGCCAAUGCAGUCUAACAAGGGCAAGCAGGGGACAUUGCCUCUGCUGGUGAGAUUUUCAGUGCAAAUUUAAAAGAAAUGUGGGAAGAUCAGUCAUGGUUGGAUGUAUGUCAGUGAUGAGCCAGUUGCUCCAAAGUGAAGAACAUUUAUCACAGAGCUAAGAGAAAGCUUUGUGCUCUAAUCAUAUCACAGCUGUUCUCUCAAAGGAAUCUGGAGAUCAUGGGUGCAGUGUCUUACUCCCCAGUCUCACUAUUUUCUUGAUCAUAGAUGGUUGAAACCCUUCCUGCUUCUUGCUUGUGUUGAAACUGAGAGCUUGAUUAUUGAAAUUAAUGCAGGGAAAACUAUGCUUCAUAGGCAAUUCCCCAAAGUGUCACUUAAGCAUCACCGCUUUUCUUAACACAAGGUUGAAAUUUACAUACCCAAAAUAAAAUGGUUACUAUUCUUGAACCCUUUUGACUACAGGCAUAAUCCUGGUCCCCUUUGGGGUUUGCGUUCCAAGAGUUAUAAUUGAUUUAUAUUGAAGUAUUACUGAAACAAAGUUACAGAAACUAAAAAGAUUUUCUGUUUUUGAGUGGAUACAGAUUAUUGUGGCUACACAACUUAAAACACUAUGGAGUCACAGCCAAAACACUGGACAAAUCCCCUUUAAGAUUUGAGGACAAUAUCACCAAAUAUGAGCAUUCUGCAUUGCUUUUUCUUAGCUCCAAAAUGAACAUUUGGAGACUCCAAAUGGACACAUGGAAACCAAAUGAUAUUAUGAGUCUUGUGUAAAAUACUGUAUUUUGCUUACUAAAGUAUACAACACUUUUUAUCCUGCCUGUGACCCUGCCCCUUCCCCCCCCUCUCCUCAGACAGCAGCAGGUCGUUUUUAGAAUAGCAUUAUUAUACAUUUGGUUUGCUGGACCCUUGCCGUGAAAAGGACACGAACAUUAACUUAUUUAAUGUAGCAUAUGGUUUUUCCAAAAUGCAGAGAAGGCAAGGUCCCCCCACCCACGUUACAAAACAAGGAACUGCUGUUGCUAAAGCAAUGGCACCUUAUAGGUUAGACAGAUAGAACAGUGAGUUUUAAUGCUUUCAAAUGGUACAUCCUGUUUCCAUAGUGAUUGAAAAUUGCAAAGUGAAAAAAGGAAUGAAUAUAAAAAACCCACAUCGGCCCAGCCCUGGGCCAGUGAGACCAUUAGAUCUUAGAAAGAUGUAUUUCUGGCAGUUAUCUAUGUGACUGCUUAGGACACUGGGGUAUCUUCAGUAUAAUGUGAAAUCUCCUUCUCUACAUUGACCUGAAUCUUAACCCCCCUCUUAUUGCACCAUGCUACUGUACAUGCAAGAAACAGGAUCCUAUUCCAGCAAAUGUAUCACCAAAAGACUAGAUACAGAUGAAUUUGUCAGGGAUUUUGUCCAAAAAAACUGGAGACUGAUGCUGCGAGACAUAUUGGAGGGCAGAAUUAUUUCUUUGUGGUAUUUUGCAGUAUUCAUUGUAUAGUGCUGUGACAGGCUGGGUCGCACUGACAAAUGUGGAAUUAAGUUGUGCACACUCUACCGGCAAAUAAAACAAUGGUGAAAACCAGAA
Messenger RNA from Conger conger (European conger), 6682 nucleotides. RefSeq lists its product as uncharacterized. Bases 1 to 3927 code for a protein of 1308 amino acids. NCBI's taxonomy places the organism in Eukaryota, Metazoa, Chordata, Actinopteri, Anguilliformes, Congridae. The record is from RefSeq and is a predicted model, not a curated record. The transcript is spliced from 22 exons.